AUGACAGGAACGGACGAUCCGCCCGAGGACCUAGAGCUCGCCGCAGACGCCCACGUCAAAUAUGUUCAAAGUCUUGACACGAGGAAAGAUGAACUGGACUAUUGGCUGACGGAACAUCUGCGUCUCAACGGGGUGUAUUGGGGUCUCACAGCCCUUCACCUACUGCGACAGCCUAAUGGUCUCCCUCGCAGCGAGACGAUCGACUUUGUGCUUUCUUGCCAACAUGAAAACGGCGGAUUCGGCGCCGCCCCAGGUCACGACGCCCACAUGCUCUCCACAGUAAGUGCUGUGCAGAUCUUAGCCAUGGUGGAUGCCUUCGAUGAGCUCGAGGCCCGGGGAGCCGGCAAGGCAAAGGUCGGCAAAUACAUUGCAGAUCUACAGGAUCGUGAGACGGGUAGCUUCUACGGCGACGAGUGGGGAGAGGAGGAUACACGGUUUCUUUACGGAGCAUUCAACGCCUUGUCCCUCCUCGGGCUCCUAUCGCUGGUCAAUGUCGAUAAAGCCGUCAAUCAUAUUGCAACAUGCGCAAAUUUUGACGGGGGAUAUGGCGUAAGGCCUGGUGCCGAGUCGCACUCGGGCCAGAUAUUCACCUGCGUAGCUGCAUUACACAUCGCCGGUCGGCUUGACCUUGUCGAGGAAGAGAAGCUUGGCCGAUGGUUGAGUGAAAGACAAACCCCCGGUGGUGGUCUUAACGGUCGACCAGAGAAGAAGGAAGACGUUUGCUACAGCUGGUGGGUAUUGAGUAGCCUCGCCAUCAUCCGACGGACACACUGGAUCGAUCGGGAAGCUCUUAUAAGCUUCAUUCUUCGAAGCCAGGACAGCGAAAACGGAGGUAUUUCCGACAGACCCGGCGACAUGGUCGAUGUCUGGCACACUUGCUUUGGCCUUGCAGGCCUAAGCCUUCUCGGCUACCCUGGUAUGGAGGCUGUAGAUCCAGUCUACUGUAUGCCGAAGAAUAUUGUCGAGAGGCUAGUCGGCCGCUAA
Purpureocillium takamizusanense is the source of this 984-nucleotide messenger RNA. RefSeq names its product Protein geranylgeranyltransferase type II (gene BET2). Lineage: Eukaryota; Fungi; Ascomycota; Sordariomycetes; Hypocreales; Ophiocordycipitaceae. Gene Ontology annotation, biological process: protein geranylgeranylation. Gene Ontology annotation, cellular component: Rab-protein geranylgeranyltransferase complex. The transcript is spliced from 2 exons. Bases 1 to 984 code for a protein of 327 amino acids. The record is from RefSeq and is a predicted model, not a curated record. Gene Ontology annotation, molecular function: Rab geranylgeranyltransferase activity.